Ylistrum balloti is the source of this 9085-nucleotide messenger RNA. RefSeq names its product probable G-protein coupled receptor 158. The record is from RefSeq and is a predicted model, not a curated record. Gene Ontology annotation, cellular component: membrane. The coding region runs from base 340 to 2829 and encodes 829 amino acids. Gene Ontology annotation, biological process: G protein-coupled receptor signaling pathway. The transcript is spliced from 10 exons. NCBI's taxonomy places the organism in Eukaryota, Metazoa, Mollusca, Bivalvia, Pectinida, Pectinidae. Gene Ontology annotation, molecular function: G protein-coupled receptor activity.
UGGUUGAUGCUCAUAAUACGUGUGUAGGAGAGUUCAUUAACAAGGAACGAUUCCUGUCUACGUUGGCUGUCUCCUGUGUAAUGUAUUUGUCGGUAUUCGUGAUUUCGAAUUCUCUACAACAGUUUUCAACCAUUCACCAAUACCAAGAUCUAAUACCACAACCACACAGCAACCGGUGACUUCCUGGGGAAAAAAACCCAUUCACAAAAGCUCAUAACUUUCUCGAUAUAUGUUUUCUUUUAAGUUAUAGCCGAAUUGAAAUCGAUUGUAUUUACAGUGAUCAAUGAACUAUAUAUGAAAAAAAAUCUGCAAUAUUACAUGUAAUAGAUAAGUAUUAUUAUGAUGCCUGCAAUAAUGGAUUCAUCUAUUGUUUGUGCCCGUCUGAUAUCCUUCAUCGUGACUUUAGUCUUGUUCAUGUCCCUAAAUAUCCUUGAUUUCGCAACCUGUUCAGAUAUUAACCAACUUUCACAACUUCGUUAUUUUGCUAUUAAGCAAACAGAACCGCCUCUGUAUCAAAAACGUGAUUUAUCUGCAGUCACCUCAACACCGUUUAUUCAACGUCGAAAGGAAGAAAAUGCCAAAAGCACAAGUUUAGCAUUGUCUUAUAUAGUUAAUGUAUUAUCCAACAGAACUAAAUCGUUGAACAUAUGUGAUGAAGUGGGAUUUGAGCCUCUUACACUAGAUGACUAUAAUCUUCAAUACUCUAAAUCGUAUUUUCAUGAUUCCUUUGCGUUACAAGCUGGAAAGGCCGUUGACGUUGCCAAUGGAUUAACAAGUCUUCAUUUUAAUGAAAAAAGUGUUGAUAUUAGGGAUUUAAAUGAUUCACACGUGUCCGUCUACACUGCCAUCCUUAAAUACUAUGUCCAAAAUGACUCGCAUAUAACCGGAAGUGGUAUUGCAUUUGAAAAUGGAUUCUUUCCUUAUGUUUCUAAAUCAACCUCCGGAAGUGCAUUUCCUUCAAAUUUAGGUUCUACGUAUCCCUCGUAUAAAAAUGCAGAAUAUUAUACUGUUCUUAAAAACAGGAAUUAUUCGAAAAUAUGGAAAACAGAAGGUGUUUCAAAGGUAACAGCUGAAAAUCACACAGCAUACAUAGGUAAACACGAAGGUUUUUGGACCGACCCGUACUUUGACUGUCGACAUCAGGAAAAAUGGAUUAUUACAUACUCCGCACCUUUUUUCCGGCUUGUCAAAGAUCAGCCGGCAUUUGGUGGUGUGGUAACUGUAGACAUUGACCUCGACAGUCGUGACGUCAAUCAGUGUAACACAGAUUACGGACUCUUCUCCUUUUCUGACAAAUGUCCACCGGAAACCACACAAUGUGAAAAUAAACCUGGCCAUGGGUUAGCAUUAGGAAGUUAUGUGUGUGUUUGUCGGCAAGGUUUCUAUUUCCCCAACACGAGCAACUCUGGUCAAUUUUACGCGGGAUCUCUCUUAGAAAGUGUUUAUAUGGACAGCCUCAACAAUGGAACUAAUUUUACCGGGAAAGGAUUUCAGUGUUUGCCGUGUCUGCGUGGCUGUACACAGUGUGUUGAUAGCACGCCUUGUAUGGCAGAUUAUGAUAUACUACUGCGUGGUAUACCUUUAGGAAUACAAAGUUUCUGUAUCACAGUAACGCUUGUUAUUGCAGUGGCAGUGAUUCGUCUCCGUAAAACAAAGGUAAUGGUCAGUGGAAUGUGGACACUGCUGGAAAUCAUACUGAUAGGAGCCGUACUUUUGUACGCAACGGUAAUCCUUCAGUACUUUAAGCCAACAGCUACUAUAUGCUUGGUGAUCCCGUGGUUCCGGGAACUGGGCUUCGCAAUAGUCUACGGCGCCUUGAUAUUAAAAGUGUACAGAUUACUGGCGGAGUUCCAGUCACGUAAAGCACACAGAGUGCACGUCCGGGAUAAGGACCUACUGAAAUACUUGUUGUGUGUGGUGGUCGUCGUGCUUGGAUAUAUGUCAGCAUGGACGACAGUUACCCUUGACCAUUUACGCGAAGGAAAGGCCCUAUUAGAGAUAGGAACCACCCCUGGAGAUGGGUUAAAAUACUCAGUUUGUAAAGUUGGUUGGUGGGACUACGUCAUAGAAGUAGCUGAGCUAACGUUCCUGUGUUUUGGGAUUUACCUAUGUUACAAGGUGAGAGCUGCACCGUCCGAUUACUCAGAAGGAACGUACAUCUCGGCAGCAAUCUGUUACGAAGCUGUUGUUUCUUGUAUAUUCUAUGUGUUAAGACAUGUAUACUGGUUACAUCUACAUCCCGAUUAUCUCUUCCUUAUGUAUUUUGUUCGCUGUCAGUUGACAGUCACAGUAACGCUGUUACUUAUAUACGGUCCCAAGCUUCUGUAUGCACACCGGCCGCCCGAGAACCAUCACUUACGGAACAGGGCAUACUCCUCGUCAGAUGGACCAGAUAGUAUGGGUCCCGAAUCCAUGAAGUUAAACAUCGGUGUCUCCUCCAACGGAGAUGUGGAUGUAGGUGAAAUAAGUCUGGCGGAAAUGGACCCUGAGGAUAUUCGUGCUGAACUGAAGCGUCUUUAUACACAACUGCAAAUAUACAAAACAAGAACAAUGAGAAAAGAGAAUCGCCAUAUUUCUAAACGUAGGGGAGGCCGAAAGCAAACACAUAGGCGGUUCUCCUUACAACCUUUUCACCAUAAACAUCGUCAUCAUCACGAGCACGAUCAUGAUCACGAGAUGUCGAAAACACCAGAGGAAUCAACGAACAGUGCCGAGGGAGUUCCGAUAGGAUUCGAAACUGGCACCGGAAAUAAGUGUGAUGACGUUCAUGAAAACGAGCAAAAGAGCGGCGGUCAAUGUACUGUUACCUUUAAAAUGGGACACAAAUAGAUUGUACUAAGUAAACCACAGCAAUUAUGAUAAUAUGUUUCUCUUCAAUAUUGAUAAUUAUCCAUCAGUAUUUUCUAUAAUCAUGUUAUGGAAACUGUUUAUUUAGGGAAAAAAGCGAACCUUGUGUUGUUUUGCAAAUAACAUUAUUAUUAUUUCAUCCUUAUCACAUGAUACGAUGAAAACUAGUGAGUAAGUGUUAUUGUAAAAAUCCAUCAAAACUGAAUUGUCAAAUUUAGAUGUAUUAAUUUAAAAUCAACAUUGUGAAACGAGAAUAUUUUCAUUCUGUUUUUCCACGAUAUGAUAGGUGCCAUUUAUCUACGAUAUUUUGAACGUUGAUGAUGUAUUUCAAUUUACGAUACAUGUCUAGGUAAUUUUUUUUUUCAAAUGAUUCACAUUGUGGCGAAGGAAUUGCAGUAUGAACAUGUGUAUUCCGUUAGUGUUUACCUGUGUUAACCAUUUUCGUUUUAGGUCGUCAUCUGACUCCAAAGUUUAGGGUGGCAUAUAGCCAUCUUGUUAUGUCUGUCGUGAUCCACCGUCCGCUGUGCAUGACUACUUCAGUAGUUAAAUCAGUGGGAAUCCGCUGAAAUUUACCUGAAAUGAUCCUGGGAGUGCCAAAACCAAGUGUUGUUAUUUCUGUCGCCUGAAAAAGGGCAUUCUAAACUUCUCAAAUUUCACAGGUGUCAUUUAGCUGAAAAUAUGUAGGGGUGUUUAGAAAAGGCAAACGGCAAAGUGUUAUUUUUAGGCCUUGUCAAAAUUUAAUAUGUCAGCUUAUGCGGCCAUUUUGUAACUUGAAAACAAAAUCUUGGAUUUCCUUAAAUUCCUUGGCAUGUUCCAUCGAUGGGAUUUUGCUCAAAGUUACCGAAUAUAUUCCAGAGAUGGACCUGCCAAAACUGUUUUCUCUGGUAGGUCCGAAAAACAAAAUGGCGGUCAUGGCCACCAACUUGAAAAACUCAUUUUGAAACGUCUUCUCCAAUCCCACUCCCACCAUUGAGCAGAAAUUUUGUGAGAAUGUUCAGAAACUGUUUUUGUUGCCUUUACUUUUUAGAUAUUCAAAAUUAGGUCAAUUAAUUAAUAGCUGUCCCAACUACCACCACUUCUAGUAAACCAUCAAUAGUUCUUUACAAUCAGUUGUGUUUACAACAUCUUUGUAAGACUGUACCAGGUCAGUGUAACACUGUUCAACGUCUAAUGAACACUGCACCACGUCACUAAAUUACCGACCAUAUUUGUCUGUGUAACACUGUACCACGUCUGUGUAACACUGUACCACGUCUGUGUAACAUUGAGCCACGUCUGUGUAACACUGUACCACGUCUGUGUAACACUGUACCACGUCUUUGUAACACUGUACCACACUGUGUAACACUGUACCACACUGUACCAAGUAUGUGUAACACUGUCUGUGUAACACUGUACUACGUCUGUGUAACACUGUACCACACUGUACCACGUCUGUGUAACACUGUACUACGUCUGUGUAACACUGUACCACACUGUACCACGUUUGUGUAACACUGUACCACGUCUGUGUAACACUACUACGUCUGUGUAACACUGUACCACGUCUGUGUAACAUUGUACCACGUCUGUGUAACAUUGUACCACGUCUGUGUAACAUUGUACCACGUCUGUGUAACACUGUACCACGUCUGUGUAACAAUGUACUACGUCUGUGUAACAUUGAGCCACGUCUGUGUACCACUGUACCACGUCUGUGUAACACUGAACCAUUUAUAUGUAACACUGUACCACGUCUGUGUAACACUGAACCACGUCUGUGUAACACUGUACCACGUCUGUGUAACACUGAGACACGUAUGUGUUACACUGUACCACGUCUGUGUAACACUGAACCAUUUAUAUGUAACACUGUACCACGUCUGUGUAACACUGAACCACGUCUGUGUAACACUGUACCACGUCUGUGUAACACUGAGACACGUAUGUGUUACACUGUACCACGUCUGUGUAACACUGUACUACGUCUGUGUAACACUGUCUGUGUCACACUGUACCGUGUAUAUGUAACACUGUACCACGUCUGUGUAACACUGUCUGUGUAUACUGUACCGUGUAUAUGUAACACUGUACCACGUCUGUGUAACACUGUCUGUGUAUACUGUACCGUGUAUAUGUAACACUGUACCACGUCUGUGUAACACUGUACCACGUCUGUGUAACACUGUCUGUGUAACACUGUACCAUGUAUAUGUAACACUGUACCACGUCUGUGUAACACUGUACCACGUCUGUGUAACACUGUCUGUGUAACACUGUACCACGUCUGUGUAACACUGUCUGUGUAACAUUGAGCCACGUCUGUGUAUCACUGUACCACGUCUGUGUAACACUGUACCGUGUAUAUGUAACACUGUACCACGACUGUGUAACACUGUACCGUGUAUAUGUAACACUGAACCACGUCUGUGUAACACUGAACCACGUCUGUGUAACACUGUACCACGUCUGUGUAACACUGUACCACGUCUGUGUACCACUGUACCACGUCUGUGUAACACUGUACCACGUCUGUGUGACACUGUACCACCUCUGUGUAACACUGUACCACGUCUGUGUAACACUGUACCACGCCUGUGUAACACUGUUCCACGUCUGUGUAUCAAUGUACCACGUCUGUGUAACACUGUACCACGUCUGUGUAACACUGUACCACGUCUGUAUAACACUGUACCACGUCUGUGUAACACUGUACCACGUCUCUGUAACACUGUACCACGUCUGUGUAACACUGAACCAUUUAUAUGUAACACUGUACUACGUCUGUGUAACACUGUACCACGUCUGUAUAACACUGUACCACGUCUGUAUAACACUGUACCACGUCUGUAUAACACUGUACCACGUCUGUGUAACACUGUACCACGCCUGUGUAACACUGUUCCACGUCUGUGUAUCACUGUACCACGUCUGUGUAACACUGUACCACCUCUGUGUAACACUGUACCACGUCUGUGUAACACUGUACCACGUCUGUAUAACACUGUACCACGUCUGUGUAACACUGAGACACGUAUGUGUUACACUGUACCACAUCUGUGUAACACUGUACCACGUCUGUGUAACACUGAACCAUUUAUAUGUAACACUGUACCACGUCUGUAUAACACUGUACCACGUCUGUAUAACACUGUACCACGUCUGUGUAACACUGUACCACGUCUGUGUAACACUGUACCACGUCUGUGUGACACUGUACCACGUCUGUGUGACACUGUACCACGUCUGUGUAACACUGUCUGUGUAACACUGUACCACGCCUGUGUAACACUGUUCCACGUCUGUGUAUCACUGUACCACGUCUGUAUAACACUGUACCACGUCUGUGUAACACUGUACCACGCCUGUGUAACACUGUACCACGUCUGUGUAACACUGUACCACCUCUGUGUAACACUGUACCACGUCUGUAUAACACUGUACCACGUCUGUAUAAAAUUGUACCACUUCUGUGUAUCACUGUACCACCUCUGUGUAACACUGUACCACGUCUGUGUAUCACUGUACCACCUCUGUGUAACACUGUACCACGUCUGUAUAACACUGUACCACGUCUGUAUAAAAUUGUACCACUUCUGUAUUACUCUGAACCACGACUGUGUAACACUGUUCCACUACUAUGUUCCAUUGUAUCACAUUUAUAUUACUUUGUCCCGCGUCUCUUGUAAACUCUACCACUGUACUACGCCUGAGUUGUUCCACUUUAAAACAGUGCGCGUGCACAUUACUUGGUAAUAAGUUCUAUAUAACGAUCACUAUGUUUUGAAAAACAGGCUCGACAUGAUCCCGAAAUCUCGUCUGGGUUAUAUUUAGUAUUAAUUAGUAACUUAUUAACAAUUAAAAGUGACUGAGGAUUCAGAAUAUGUUUGUUCAGUUCUCUUAAUGAAUCACUAUUAUCUUAACGUAUUGUGAGACAUACUGUAAUUGACUUUAACUGUAAGACACUAAGCUAUCAAGUUUUUCGUUACACAUACCUGUUCGGUAACCUGAUUCAUAGAGGAUAUGAUCGGUUUCACCAUAUUGUUAGACACGUGUCUAUAUGACUGAACGUAACAUAAGACACGAUAUUAUUGGGUUUAACGUAUGGUAACAUUUUAACCUGUUUUAUGUUAGUAAGGCGGUUAGUUAUAUGGUUUAAGGUACAGUGAGACACACGGUUAGAUGGUUAACCAUAUGGUUAAACACAAUGUCACAUGGUUCACCGUUUGGUCAGACCAGACACUUGGUUACUUGGUCCACUGUAUUGCAAAACACUUGGUCACACGGUCCGUCAUAUGACUAGACACUGGGUCACAUGGUCCGUCAUAUGACUAGACACUGGGUCACAUGGUCCGUCGUAUGACUAGACACUUGGUCACAUGGUCAGUCGUAUGCCAAGACACUUGGUCACAUGGUCCGUCAUAUGACUAGACACUUGGUCACAUUGUCCGUCAUAUGACUAGACACUUGGUCACAUUGUCCGUCAUAUGACUAGACACUUGGUCACAUGGUCCAUCGUAUUACUAGACACUCGGUCACAUUGUCCGUCAUAUGACCAGACACUUGGUCACAUGGUCCAUCGUAUUACUAGACACUUGGUCACAUUGUCCGUCAUAUGACUAGACACUUGGUCACACGGUCACCUAGACACUUGGUCACACGGUCGAUUGUAUGACUAGACUCAUUGUUACACGGUCCGUCGUAUGGUUAGACACUUGGUUACAUGGUGUUCAAGGUAUGGUCAGACAUUUGAAUAACGUUUAACGCCUGGUAAGACUUCUGUUAUGUGGUUUAAUGUAAGAAAGGACAUUAUUGUUUUACCUGGCCGAGACGUUGUUGGAUUUAGUGUACAAUAAGACACUUGAAUAUAGGGUUUAUUAUUUGUUAGUCGCUUGUUUAUCGGAUUUACGUCAGACACUCUCAGUUCUUUCGUGUGUCUUCAUGUUAUAAAUAAUUACAGCACUUUUUUUGUGUACCAAGAUCUCUUAUAGUCUCUUUUUUGUUUAUAUUUAUUGAUCAAGUUGUCAAUGUAUUUUUUUUGACAUUUUAUUUUAUUUAUUGAUAAUAUCAUGGAUUUAUUUUUAUAUAGAUUGUUCAAAUCCUUGCCGUAUUUUUUUGUUUUUCUGUCUUGUGAUAUCUAGAAAUGCCAUGUUACACAGUAACGAUGGGUUUCCCUUGUAUGUGGUUAUAUAUUAAUUAUGAUAUAUUUGACACCAUGAACAGGCAAGUUCUUUGAUUGGGUUUUGUAUCUGAUAGACAUGCUGAUCCAGAUAUCUCGUGUUCCGUUGGUUAUAUGUUACAAGUGCUUAAAUCUGAGGUUCGCGUGACAAAAAGGGUUCGUUAUGAAUGUAUAGUGAGAGAUAUGUAAGAGGAUUGCUCAUAGAUAUAAAAAAAUGAUGUAUAUGUUUUAUUUGUAUAUUGUUAUAUAUAUAUAUAUAUAUGUAAACUUUAUUAAUAUACGUUGAUGGUACACCAUCUUAUUCACUUUAAGGCAGUUAAGAGUCCAUUAAGUCAAUGUUUCAGUAUCAUACAUGCCUUUAUCUAAUUGUUGGUGUACAUUUUGUGAUAGAUAACUUAGUGGUCAGUCGAUACUGACAUCUGAUUAUGGUCAUCUUUUCCCUUUCGUCCGUUGUUCGUCAAUUCCUCCCGCAAACAAACCAGUUAACCAAUAUUUUCUCAGAUCUACCAAGAGGGUAUGUACUGAUCGACCUUCAGGUUGCCAUGGUUACCGCUCUAUCGCUACAAACUUUGAAGACUUGGCCAGUUUAUAUCCUAGUUGUACAGGACACGUUUCGAGCUUGAUCGGUCAAUCAUGAUGGCAGUCAGCGACAAGUUAAGGAUUCUCUUUAAUCAAAUGAGAGUGUUUUCUUGAAACUUAAGAUGACCCAGUAAAUGACCGAGUGAGGCUUAUGAUCUUUAUUGCCGUUAGUUCUGGAGAAUUAGUAUUAAAACACCUAUAGUAUGCCCUCGAAUUGUAAAUUUGGUUAAAGUCACAAUAUCAUAACUAAAAAUAGUGUAAAAUUUAGGAUUCCAGCGUUCCCUAAUUGCCUAUAAAAGUGAAUUUCUUGGAAUUAUGGUUUUACAUUUAUCUGCAAUAAAACGUUAAUAUUAGACAGAUCAAAUGUAACAUCAUGAAAGCUGGUUCUGGGAAAAGAUAAAACUUAUGUGACCUCGGGUGUUGGGCGCCAAGAUCCCCUUCGGGUCUCCUGUUAUACAGCUAUUCUUAUGUCACACUUGCGAAUUAAAUGAAGUUAGUCCA